This is a messenger RNA of Hippocampus zosterae (dwarf seahorse), 1739 nucleotides long. It is a transcript of the gene phyhiplb, whose product is annotated as phytanoyl-CoA 2-hydroxylase interacting protein-like b. Lineage: Eukaryota; Metazoa; Chordata; Actinopteri; Syngnathiformes; Syngnathidae. The transcript is spliced from 5 exons. The record is from RefSeq and is a predicted model, not a curated record. The coding region runs from base 351 to 1502 and encodes 383 amino acids. Gene Ontology annotation, cellular component: cytoplasm. Gene Ontology annotation, molecular function: protein binding.
CGAGCACUCGCGUACCCGCGGACGCGCUCACACUUGUGGCUCGGCGCGGAGGCACUGCGAGAAACCGCCGAACAAAUACGAGCAGCCAAUGGAGCGAUUUCAAAUCAUAUUUGCGUCCGCGGAAUAGUGUGCAACCGGGGCGUUUUCCCUCCCGGCACGUGACGCGUCAGAGACGGAGAGAGAGAGAGAGAGAGUGCAAACUCCAUUUGGCUGUCCUCACCCCGCCUCCCUCCCUCCCUCCUUCUCCUCCUUCGCCGCCAGUGGGAGCAGCAAGUGGAGCUGACGGCCGGCCAUUCGGAGCGCAAGGCAGCGGCACAGCAUCAUCGUCUGUGACAUCCACCCGGGCCGAGAUGGAGGGAGCAGGCAUAGCGCGCAACAUCAGCAGCAGCCCGCUCAGCCCCUGCGAGGGGAUGAUCAAGGACCUGAGCCUGGACGCCAUACAGCUUUGUGAGCGAGACGGAAGUAAAUCCCAAGAUGGCGCCAUCUCCGACAUGGAGGAGCUGCCCGUCCCGCAGGGCAUCAAGAUCAGCAACAUCACCUGCGACUCUUUCAAGAUCUGCUGGGACAUGGAGCAGCGCGGCAAGGAGCGCAUCACGCAUUACUUCAUUGACCUGAACAAGAAGGAGAACAAAAACUCCAACAAGUUCAAGCACAAGGACGUGCCGACCAAGCUGGUGGCCAAGGCGGUGCCCCUCCCCAUGACGGUGCGCGGCCAUUGGUUCCUCAGCCCGCGCACCGAGUACACGGUGGCGGUCCAGAUGGCGUCCAAACAGACGGACGGGGACUACGCCGUCUCGGAGUGGAGCGAAAUCGUCGAGUUCUGCACCGCCGAUUAUUCCACAGUGCAUCUCAACCAGCUCCUGGCGAAGGCCGAGGCCAUCUCCGGACGGAUGCUGCGCUUCUCCGUCUUCUACCGCAACCAGAAUAAGGAAUACUUUGACCACGCCAGGGAGGAGCAGGGCAACCGGAUGCUGCCGUCGGUGAAGGACAACAGCGGCAGCCACGGUUCUCCCAUCAGCGGCAAGCUGGAGGGCCUUUUCUUCAGCUGCAACACGGAGUUCAACACGGGCAAGACCCCGCAGGACUCCCCGUACGGCCGCCAUCGCUUCGAGGUGCGAGCCGACGCCCUGUUCAACCCCGACACCAACCUCUACUUUGGGGACUUCUACUGCAUGUACACGGCCUACCACUACGUCAUCCUGGUGCUGGCGCCCAAAGGCUCGCGCGGGGACGACUUCUGCAAGCAGAGGCUGCCCGCCCUCGACAUCGCCGACAACCGCUUCCUCACGUGCCAGCGGGAGGAAGGCGGCGGGGGCGAUGGCGACGGCCUGGUCUUCCGUCACGCCCAGGACGUGAUCCUGGAGGUGAUCUACACGGAGCCCGUGGACCUGGCGAUGGGCACGGUGGCCGAGAUCAGCGGCCACCAGCUCAUGAGUCUGUCCACCGUCAACGCCAAGAAGGACCCCAGCUGCAAGACCUGUAACAUCAGCGUGGGACGCUAGCGGCAGGGGGCGGGACUUUUUUUGGGGGGGGGGCGGGACUUUUGGGGAGUGCAACACUUGCAUGAAGCGGUGUGUUUCAGUACAGCCACACUUACAGGUCCUAACUAAGUCCAAGUUUGGGUUUUUUUGUUGGUACGGUUACUUUUUCUUCGCCGAAAGUUCACAUUCUGUUCUCGUACUCAAACUAAUUCCGAAUAUUUGAGAGGAAGUUGAAAAAAUGUUUGGUAAAAAAAGGGG